Messenger RNA from Salmo salar (Atlantic salmon), 1411 nucleotides. Lineage: Eukaryota; Metazoa; Chordata; Actinopteri; Salmoniformes; Salmonidae. The record is from RefSeq and is a predicted model, not a curated record.
AACAAGAGAGAGGGAGAGAGAACGAGAGAGAGGAAGAGAGAACGAGAACAAGAGAACAAGAGACAGAGAACAAGAGAGAGAGAACAAGAGAGACUUGGGAAGAGAGGAAGCUCUCUCUAUUGAGCUCUCUCCACUUUCCUUUCUGUUCAUUCAACCUCCACUUGUUUACUGCCGGAGGGAGAGAGAGAACAAGAGAGGAAGAGAGGGUUUCAGACUUUUCAUUUCGAGCUCAUUUGGACUGUAGUAUUUUUCUGACUGGAGUGCUCAGAGCAAAGCGCCCAGAUUCAGGUGAAUGAGACUGUAUCGGACCGCUGGGCUGGUGCUGACUACCUCAGAAAGCAUCGUCAGGGAGGUCCAACCUUUCACCAUCGGGACCAGGCUGUCUGUCUCUGGAUCUGCUACCAGGUCCAGACUUCCCCCAGAUGCUCUCCUGCCAGAGUGGGACUCUGGAUAAUAUCACCCUGCAGACCAACCUCCAUGACCAAGUCUCCCUCUACCUCAGCCAGGUGCAGAACGCCAUCUCUCUCAUGUCUGUCUCUCCCACCACUGCAUCCAGAUCCAUCAGGAAGAUUUCCAUCUCUGGAAGCCCUGAGGAGGAGGACAGCUCCUGGAGGAGACAGGAGGACUCAGAGCACAAGGUGGUCGUUGAGGAGGAGGACGGCUCCUGGAGGAGACAGGAGGACUCAGAGCACAAGGUGGUCGUUGAGGAGGAGGACGGCUCCUGGAGGAGACAGGAGGACUCAGAGCACAAGGUGGUCGUUGAGGGAGGAGGACGGCUCCUGGAGGAGACAGGAGGACUCAGAGCACAAGGUGGUCGUUGAGGAGGAGGACGGCUCCUGGAGGAGACAGGAGGACUCAGAGCACAAGGUGGUCGUUGAGGAGGAGGACGGCUCCUGGAGGAGACAGGAGGACUCAGAGCACAAGGUGGUCGUUGAGGAGGAGGACGGCUCCUGGAGGAGACAGGAGGACUCAGAGCACAAGGUGGUCGUUGAGGAGGAGGACGGCUCCUGGAGGAGACAGGAGGAGUUAGACCACAGGGUGGUCAGUAUGGGACCAGGACCGGGAAGACCCCCCCUGUCACAGUGACCAGAAACAUAUAAAAACAUCAACUACAACAACAUCAGCAGCUCCAAGCCACAGCUUCCCAGGAUAGUGGGAGUUAGAAUAUUAAAGCUUCCCAGGAUAGUGGGAGUUAGAAUAUUAAAGCUUCCCAGGAUAGUGGGAGUUAGAAUAUUAAAGCUUCCCAGGAUAGUGGGAGUUAGAAUAUUAAAGCUUCCCAGGAUAGUGGGAGUUAGAAUAUUAAAGCUUCCCAGGAUAGUGGGAGUUAGAAUAUUAAAGCUUCCCAGGAUAGUGGGAGUUAGAAUAUUAAAGCUUCCCAGGAUAGUGGGAGUUAGAAUAUUAAAGCUUCCCA